Molecule: messenger RNA, 778 nt
Organism: Corylus avellana
Lineage: Eukaryota; Viridiplantae; Streptophyta; Magnoliopsida; Fagales; Betulaceae
Product: Dof-type zinc finger DNA-binding family protein
Biological process (GO): regulation of DNA-templated transcription
Molecular function (GO): DNA-binding transcription factor activity; DNA binding
Source: RefSeq, a predicted model, not a curated record
UCUCUUGUCAAAUUAUUCUUUCCCAUUUCUCUCUCUCUAUCUCUCUCUCUCUCUUUUAUGGCUAACGUUCAAGGCGCCGGCCAAGAUGUGGCCGGAAAUGGAAUCAAGCUAUUUGGGACGACGAUAACAUUGCAGAGUAGAUCACAGGUGAAGGAGGAAGAAGAGAAGGGGGAUGAUCAAACGGUGGAGAAGAGGCCAGAUAAGAUCAUACCAUGCCCGAGAUGCAAGAGCAUGGAGACUAAGUUUUGUUACUUCAAUAACUACAACGUCAACCAGCCGAGGCAUUUCUGUAAGGGCUGCCAGAGGUACUGGACCGCCGGUGGGGCUCUCAGGAACGUGCCGAUCGGUGCCGGCCGCCGGAAAACCAAGCCGCCGCCUCGCGGGCUUGGUGGGUUCUCUGAGGGUUGCUUGUAUGAAUCUGCUGAUGGGCUGCAACAGUUUGACUUCGAUGGAGUCGUCGAGGGGUGGCAUGUCAUGGCCGCCGCACAGGGCGGUUACCGGCAUGUUUUUCCGGCGAAACGGCAGAGGAGUGGCUUAGGCCAAAAUCAAUCCGAUCCGACGGCUAUAAUCCAAAUUUAUCCAACUUGAUGAGGGAACGGGAGAUCAAUGGAUGCUAAUUCAUCUUGAUACGGGCAAAGUGGAUGGCAUGAAUGGAUCAGUGCAAUCGCAUGAAUGUAUGGUAUCCGAUGGUGUUGAUAUAUGUGGGCCAAGACCAUCAUGAUUUUACAUAAACGUUUCUGAUUGUACGUUGACUGUAAAUUUAGGGUGUUGAUAUUAA